Molecule: messenger RNA, 8005 nt
Organism: Acanthopagrus latus (yellowfin seabream)
Lineage: Eukaryota; Metazoa; Chordata; Actinopteri; Spariformes; Sparidae
Gene: dlc1
Product: DLC1 Rho GTPase activating protein
Exons: 18
Coding region: 688-6351 (1887 amino acids)
Biological process (GO): regulation of Rho protein signal transduction; actin cytoskeleton organization; signal transduction
Cellular component (GO): focal adhesion; membrane raft
Molecular function (GO): lipid binding; protein binding; GTPase activator activity
Source: RefSeq, a predicted model, not a curated record
AGCGUCAGCAAAAACCUUAAUGUGAUCAAGAUGGAAGUUGUCUUUGGACUUUUCACUGCUCCCCGGCUUUCUGCCUGCCUUUGGGGGCUUCGCUGCCUUUCCGACAGUUUUACAGCGGAGGUACUGAGUGGAGACCAGAAAAUGGUUUGCAAUAACCAAGACUGAGGACUGCUAACAAAAUAAGAUGCAUGUCAAGUGACUUAGAAAAAGAUGGACUCAUAUUUCAUGAGCGUGGACACAUCGCUUUCAGUGGAUGAAUGACAAACUUGCAAAACAUCUCUGGAUAACUGCACUCUAGGCAAACACUGGAUCUAUAACCUGGAUCUGUUGGAUUGUUACCUGUUGUUGAAUUACUUUCUUUAAACCUGCUGGAUUAUAAAAAAAAAAAAAAGCUGUCAUCACUGGAGGAUUUGGUGAAAGGUUACUCCAUCUUUAAAAUAUCUGAAUUUUACUGAGCUGUCAGUUUUGCUGUGGCUUCGGGGAGAAGUUGAAAGAGCAACUGCUUUAGGACUCCUUUUUGGUAACCUCUCGUACUCGUACUAAUAACCAGGUGCAGGUUCAUGUCAGAGGGUGCAGAUGGUAGUCGACACCAUCCAGCUGAUCUUCUGAGGAAAUAAAAGCAGACUUGGUUCUCCUUUUUUGCCUGGUGUCAGAAGAAGCUGUAUGGGAUAACACUGGCUGUCCACCAUGCCAGUAGCGAUACGGAAAAGGAGUUGGGAGGAGCAUGUGACUCAUGCUUCAGGAUUACAGUACAGCUAUGAUGAUCUGGAUCUGGUGUGCUGUCAUGGGGUGGACAGCGAGGGGCCGUGGGUGGGAGCAGGGGCUUCCAAACAAGGUCGACGGACGAGGUGUGCCUCUAUGCCAGAGGGCUGCCACCGACUGCAUACAGAAGACCUGGCUCAGACACGUGAGAUGACGGCUUCUGUUGUGAAUGAUGAAACUAAUUCAGAACAGUUGAAGCUAAUGCAAAGCCAUGUAGAAGUUCCUGUGGAUUUGCAGGAGGAGUCAGUCCACGGCUCUCAUGCGUUGGUGGAUGUUGACAUUCCCAAACGUGCCUCUGAGUCAGUGCAUCUCCAAACCACAAACAUUGGGAAUUCUGGAGUGUGUCACUGUAACUCAAACAGUGAGAUGUCUAUUGCAAAUAAUUCUUGUGCAGCUGAAAGUAGCAGUGAGAAAACUGUCAAUGUUGAAGCUGAAAUUGGCACAGAGAGUAGUCAGAGUCACGACAUCUGCAAUGACGAUAAUGUCUUUAAAAGUCCACAUAUCUGUUGUGAAGAGCAACAAUGCAUCCCUAUCUCUGCAAACAAUGGGCCUCCACUGUCUGAAUGUGCUAGUGAACAGCCUGGCAAACUUCCAAAUCAUCAGGAAACAAAGGAGAGCCAUACAGAGGGUUACAGCAGACCUCCUGAAUUCUCUGAGGCCACACAAAAACCGUCUUCUGCUACUGAACGGGAACCUCAAACUGACCUCCCAGAUGUAGAGGAAGAGAAGAUUUCCACCUCUGGCCAUGCUGAUGUGAGAGUAACCUUACCUGUUGCUAUGCUGCUUAGUUCAGUUGAUAUGAUGGAUAGUGGUGAUGUGAUGUCACAGACUAAGAAAGCUGUGGAACCAGUUGUGACUUCAGUGGUAGAGGAAGUAUGUGACAAAGGAAGAAGCUGGAAUGUAGAUUCUGCUGACAAGCUGGAUGGAUCAAAUGGCCCAGAAACUCUAAAUGAAAAUACAGGACUUAAAAAUCGUUCAAGAGACAUUCAAGAAGGAGAGCAGGAUCAUCGUGACUGCACUGGGGUACUGGAUCAGGCGCGUGGUUGUGACAUAUUCUACCAGACAUUGUCGGAGCAGCAUAAUGUUGAAAUGACAGUGGCGGAUUGGCCUCAGAUAGAGGAAAGUACACAAGUCGAAAGAAGCGAGAAGGCAGCAGAGGGCAGGUAUGAGGCAAUCACAUCAUCUGAUAUUUGUUUCAAAGGUCAGUGUUGCUCUUUGACAGUUGAAAAACUGGAUACAGAAAAGCCAAUACAAACAAACGUUUUUCAAUGUGCAGACCAGUAUCUCGAAACAACCACCUCCGUAAGUCAACCAACAGAAAACAGAGAUGAAAUCUUUGUGUCCAAAGAGUUGGCCUGUUGUGAAGAUCAAACCCUAGCUCAAGAGUUGGAAAAUAGCUGUUCAAAACUGGAUACUAUCCCAGAAGCUAGCCACACUGAGCCAGAUGACACCCCUGUACUGGAUCCUCAAAAGAACUCAAAUUUCCCCCCAAAUCCAGAUGUUCAGCGCUCCCACGUGGGUGAUGAACAUGCAGCUACUGAAAAGCACACCCAAAACCUGCCACCAUGCUCUGCAGAGGUCAAUGAUGAGCUGUCACCAGAGAGACUCCAUGACAACCAAGAGACCAGUGGUUGUUACCUCAGUGAGUCACCUGCCUGUGAGGUGGCAGAUGGUCAGAGGGAACACCACAGACCAGCAGCAGCCUCAGACUCUAGUAUGGAGGAGACAGAUGAGGCUGCACACACGGUUAUUUACAGUGAUACAAAGCCAGCCAGUCCAGUUUUAGAUGGAACAAAUGAAGCUGGAGAUCAGAAAGCGGACAACGUGGUCAAAGUGCGCAUGAGAAAGCGUGAGCAUGCUCGUCUGGACUCAAUGGUGUUGCUGCUGAUGAAGCUGGACCAGCUGGACCAGGAGAUUGAGAAUGCCCUAAGUGCCACCUCCUCGAUGGACAGCACCCCAACCCUCCACCGCCGACAACUCCUGGAGUUGGAUUUAGGAUCUAUGCCAGCUGCAUCACAAAACCCUCCACAUCCACACGCUCCCGCUUCAGGACCAACACCAGCCCUUGGAGCAAAACCUAAGAGUGUGAACACCUCCGCCAACGCCAUUUCUGAAAGAGAAAAAGCUGAGAUCGAAGCCAAAGAGGCCUGUACCUGGCUCCGAGCAGCAGGGUUCCCACAGUAUGCCCAGCUUUAUGAAGAUGCCCAGUUUCCCAUUGACAUCUCCUCAGUCACCAGAGACCAUGACUUCCUCGAUCGGGAUGCCAUCGAGGCUCUCUGCAGGAGACUGAACACCCUCAACAAGUGUGCUCUAAUGAGACUGGAGAUUUCACCACAAAGAAAAAGAAGUGAGGACUCAGAUGAGGACGAGCCUUGUGCCAUCAGUGGCCGCUGGACCUUCCAGAGGGACAGCAAGCGCUGGUCCCGUAUGGAGGAACUGGAGGUUUUUUCCACACUGGCGACAGAUGCUGCCUCGCCCCCUUUCCCGAAGGAUCAAGUAUCCCAGAAAGGCAAACUCACCCUGUGUGAAGGCAACAGUUCGGAAAGUGUCCUGACCGACCUCAGUGAGCAGCCUGAAGUAGGCUCUCUCCACAGCAGUGGGAGUGGAGGAAGAGGUGAGGAGAAGAGCCAUGGUGCAACCCUGACAACUGAGGCUCUGCCCGCCGGUGCCACUCGUGCCAGCUCUGUAGCUAGCAUGUGUUCGUCGUCAGGCACAGGCGGGUCAGGAUGUGCUAAUGAGGACUCUUUGUCUGAUGGGAUGCCUCCAUCGCCUCUGGAGACACUUGGACAGUUCACCUUUGAUGUGAAAAUGGGUAUGAGCGGAAUGGGAGGAAGUCUGGAUAGAGGAGGAGGCAGCGGCAAAAGCACUCGCUCAAGAGCGAAGAGCUUCCUCAAGAGGAUGGAGAGUCUACGACUGCGAAGUGGCACCACCUCCAAGAGAAAGAAAAAGGGCAGCACCGGCGGAGGGAAGAUAGAAAUCAGCGGCCCUGUCAUCAAAGAGGGUCUGGAUGAUGACAAGUUGCGGAGGCUCAACUGCGUGGACAUCUCUAGUAUGAACCUCAACCACAACCUCAAUCACCACCGCAAUCCCACUCAGACUAUGACACUUAACAGGAAUCGCUCUGUAUCCUACUCCACUCAGACCAGCAAUGGCAGCACUGGGAGCACAGGGAGCAGCCAGUCCGAAGCCAGCAGUGGAAGUGCAGUGAGCACACCGAGCCCAGUGACUCGUGCUCGCAGCCACAGCACAGCGGCAGGCUCUAGUAAGAGAGGAGGAAUGUAUUUGGAGGGUUUUGAUCCUUUCAGCAUUCCCCAACAAGAUCGGCAGCCAACACCCCCACCCAAAUCUGCCCCGCCCAUCCCCUGUCAAGCCAGUAAUGGGAUGACAGUUGAUGAGCAGAACCGGAGGAACAACUUCAGUGUGCGCGAGAACAGCAGGCAGACAGAAGAAGAAGAAGAGGAAGAGGAAGAGGAGGGCAUGAUCUUUUUCUACUUACCUGAGGGUCACAAGCCUGGAACCUUCCCCAAAGCCCUGCAGGACGGGAGUUCACGCAGCUACAACGAUAACGGGAACUCAGUGAUCCUCAGGGGGCGGCAGAGUAGACGCCAGCACCGUGGCUCCUCAGGCUCCGUCGACAGUCGGCUUAGUUUUUAUGACAACGUCCCCUACACGGAGAGAGAGGAGGAGGACGAGGGGGAUGAGCGCAAACUGGAGCAAGUGCUGCAACACGUCAGCGGCCUGCAGCGGUUCGUUAACGCCUGGUCAGAGGCUGUGGCCGGGGAAGAGGAGGAGGAGGAUGAAGAGGAAGAGGAAGAAGGAGACUCAGACUCUGCACUGGACUCAGCCUCGCCAUGUCCAUCAUCCCCCUUGCAGAACCGACUGGAGGAGACAGAAAACGGAAGUGACCAAGACAGUACAGGGAACCCACUGGGCGAGGGAGAGGACGGGAUGAGAGAGAGGAGAGAUUCUGGCGUUGGGGCAUCCCUAACCAGAACCAGCAGGCCGCAGAAACUCCGCUGGCCGAGCUUCCAGAACUCCCACCGGCCCAGCUCGGCUUCAGCCCAGCUCCAGAUUAGCUGCCAGUCUGUGCUUCAGAUGAAUCUGCUCCAGAAGCUCUCCCUGCUGCAGCUCACUGCUCUGCUGGAGAAACACACCCCUACAAACAAACAUGGCUUCAGCUGGGCUGUGCCAAAGUUUAUGAAGCGGAUCAAGGUGCGUGACUACAAAGACAGGAAUGUUUUCGGUGUGCCCCUACAAGUCAUCGUCCAGCGGACAGGCCAGCCCCUCCCGCAAGGAAUCCAGCAGGCCAUGCGCUAUUUACGUAACCAGUGCCUUGACCAGGUGGGUCUUUUCCGGAAAUCGGGAGUUAAAUCCCGUAUCCAAGCUCUUCGCCAGAUGAACGAGGCGAGCGGCGCAGACGGGGGAGGAGUCAACUACGAGGGCCAAUCUGCGUAUGACGUCGCAGACAUGCUGAAGCAGUACUUCAGAGAUUUGCCAGAACCGCUGCUCACCAGCAAACUGUCUGAGACCUUCCUCCAGAUUUAUCAGUACAUGCCUAAAGAGCUCCGCCUGCAGGCGGUACGCGCCGGCGUGCUGCUGCUGCCCGACGAGAACCGCGAGGCACUGCGGACGCUGCUGUGUCUGCUGAGCGAUGUGACGGCCAGCGUGGGCGAAAACCAGAUGACGCCCACCAACCUGGCAGUUUGUCUGGCGCCGUCUCUUUUCCACCUCAACACCCUGCGACGCAAGGAAAGCUCCUCGCCAAGGGUGAUGAACAGGAAGCAGAACCUGGGAAAGCCGGACCAGAGAGACCUGAAUGAGAACCUGGCUGCCACUCAUGGCCUGGCACACAUGAUCCAGGAGUGCAGGAAACUCUUCCGGAUCCCAGAGGAGAUGAGCCGCUGCAGGAACUCGUAUGUGGAGCAGGCGCUGCUGCCACGGCGCCUGGAGGAUCUCGCUGGCGAAGAGGCCGGGCAGGGAGGUUACAGAACCUGCCUACAGGACAGCCUGGACGCCCUCCUCAAAGAGGCAAAGGACAAGUUUAAAGGCUAUGACAGCUGCUCCACACCCGAGCAUGCCGAGCUGGCCUGCAGGAAGGUGCAUGAUGGUUUUCCCCUGCGGCUGUGGAAGGUGACUGUGGAGCUGCCUGCUACUGCCGAGGAGGUUCUGACGCGCCUGCUGCGGGAGCAGGGCCACUGGGACGAGGACCUGCUCGAGUGCCGGACGGUGGAGACCCUGGAUGAGAGGACAGAGGUCUACCAAUACGUCAGGAACACCAUGGCGCCGCAUCCUACCAGAGACCACCUGGUGCUCAGAACAUGGGUAACAGACCUGCCAAAGGGAGCAUGUGCACUGGUGUGUACAUCUGUGGAACAUGAAGGCGCACCUGUUGUAGGCGUUCGGGCCAAUGUCCUCACCUCACGUUACUACAUCGAGCCCUGCGGAGCCAACAAGUGCAGACUCACCCAUAUUUCCCGGAUUGACUGCAGGGGUCGUUUCCCAGAGUGGUACAAUAAACUUUAUGGACACUUGUGUGCUGCUGAAGUGGCACGGAUACGUGACUCAUUCACGGUGCCAUUGGACAAAUAAAAAAGCAGUGUGCAGUUUGUGAGACCACAGGCUCAAUAGCUCCUUUGAACCCCUGGACCAUAAUUUGAAUGCUACAGAGGACUCAAAAUGACUUAUUCCAUCCAUCCCAACAGAGAGGUAAACUGGGUCCAAACCUCUUAAUGCUCACAAAUCCUGGAUCCUGGAUUGAAGGACUUUUUUGACUGAUACCAUCAUUUCAACUGCUCUGUUGGGGCUGUCUGUGUGCUGCCAAGAGGACUCAAGUCGCACAAACAUUUAUUCCGGGCCAAAGGAGAUGAUGUCGCUGAUACGGGACGUGAGGUUUAUCCAAAGGGUGCUAUUGCUUCUGAGAAGCAAAGAGGCGUGCGUGUGUGUGUGUGCAUGAGAGUUCAAAGCAAACAAACGGUUAAUAAAUACAUAUUCCUCGCACUGGUUUCCAGUGGCAGCAUAAUGUGUACAUACAGUAUUGUGAUCACGGUAAUGGAUUGUGUCCGUCUCGUGUUACCUCUGUCUUUUUCCUUUUUCUGUUACAGCAAAGCACAGCAGACAAUAUUAUGGUCAGUUGAUUGAUGAAUCCAUGGGUGAAGAAAGACGUGAAUGUGCUGGUAAUAUGCAAGCGGAGUAGAGACAAUAGGCAGGAUGUACUGAGAUGGCAGGCCACUGAUGGCACAGAGGGGUUUUUUUAGUGUUUCAGCAGAGGGAGGCAGGGACAGGUGAGAAUCGGUGGCUGGCUCACCAAAAAGAGAGGGAACGAUCAGACUUUUAAUUACAUAGAAAUAGACGUGUGCUCACUUUUUCAAGCAAACAAAAAAUUCAACUCCACGUGGCAUGAGCUUGAUGGGAAGUUUGGAAGAUGCAUGGAAAAAAUGUAAGACCAACAGAUCUACAGUAAAGGACCAAAUUCGGAAAAAGCUGAAAGAAGUGGCUUCCCCGCGUUGAGCUUUUCCUCACUAUUAAAGAGUCAGAGGUGGUGUUGUUAAAAGCACAGUCAGUUCACUUUUUGAAACAUUGUCCACUUGACAUCACUCAUAUACAUUUAAAACACAUUAAUGUCACACAGAACAGAUAAAAAAAAAAAACAAUGCACUGUUCUAACUUUCAACAGAAGCCUCUAGCUAGCCCUUUAAAAGAUGAGAAGUAAACAGAAAACAAGGUCCUUUUAUAAAGGUGGAGAUUUUACAGGUUUUACUGUAAAGUAGAGGGCAGAUCGAAUGUUUGUGUGAUUUCAAACGGAAGGAAAAUAUCUUUGUGUAAGCUUCUUUCUUUGUGCUGCCAUGUCGGUGUUUUUAAAAAAUAAGAGAGAUUUAGGUCCUCAUAACAAAAGCUGACCUUCAUUACAUAACACUCACGCUUCAGUCUGAGGUUUUGUCAUAUGGAGUCGUAGGAUUAAUACACUAAGCCAUUGUUCAUAUCGUAAGUGUUUGUACCUUUAACUGUGUCUCUGCCAAAUAAUAACGCAUGACAAUGACAGUUAAUUUAAAACAAAUAUAUUUAUACCUCAGAUAUCUGUUUGUUUUGUAUCAUACCAUUUUAUUUUAUUUUAAUGUAAAUGUUUAAGCUUUGUGUUACAGAAAUGGACAAAUGUUUUAUCUUUUUUAUUAAUAUUAUUUCUGUACAGGUUAAUCAAAAGUGCACUAUUAAAUGUAUUAAAAUAAAAAAAAGCCUGGAGUCUUGA